Molecule: messenger RNA, 835 nt
Organism: Coccinella septempunctata (seven-spotted ladybird)
Lineage: Eukaryota; Metazoa; Arthropoda; Insecta; Coleoptera; Coccinellidae
Gene: ODA-Dnal1
Product: dynein axonemal light chain 1
Exons: 4
Coding region: 204-770 (188 amino acids)
Cellular component (GO): cytoplasm
Molecular function (GO): protein kinase binding
Source: RefSeq, a predicted model, not a curated record
AAAACCUUUAAAUAAUUGACCUUGUUGAUAAUAUGUGUUACAUGAAUUAGUUAAUACUUUCGAAGUUAUGGGAAACUAAAAUUUCUCGUCUUAUUUUAUGACGAUGAUUUAUUACCGUUGCUAACAAAACGAAUCCAAUCGAUUUAUUGUUAAUGUUGACAAGUUGUCAACUUUGUGUCGUGAAUAGCUAAAAUAAUUUCGAUAUGGCUAAAGCAACAACGAUAAGAGACGCGAUCAAAAGAUGGGAAGAGAAACAUCCAGAUGAAAAUAUAGCGGAAGCGGAAGAGAUAGGUUUUCAACUACAGUGGCCUCCUAUAGAAAAAAUGGACAAUUCCCUAUCUGCAUUAGUGAAAUGUCGAAAAUUGAGUCUCUCAACAAAUAUGAUUGAAAAAAUUGCUGGACUUAGUUCUCUGAAAAAUCUUAAAAUUCUUUCCCUAGGAAGAAAUUAUAUUAAAUCAUUUUCUGGUUUGGAAGGGGUUGGAGAUACCCUAGAAGAACUUUGGAUAUCAUAUAAUUUUAUUGAUAAAAUAAAAGGUCUUGGUGCUCUUAAAAAGCUCAAAGUUCUCUACAUGAGUAAUAACCUGGUGAAAGAUUGGGGAGAAUUCAUGAAACUACAAGAAUUGCCCCUCUUGGAAGACUUGUUAUUUGUUGGUAAUCCCCUUCAUGAAUCUUUCGGUGAAGGUGAGGCUUGGGUGAAAGAAAUAUCUAAAAGAUUGCCACACCUGAAGAAACUAGAUGGAGAACCAAUUUUGAGAGAGGAAGCCGAUUAAAAGAGAAUUUUCUCAAAAAUUAAAAUGAAACCAAAGCUUUAAAAUAUAUGAAUAAUGAAUUUUUA